Macroventuria anomochaeta is the source of this 482-nucleotide messenger RNA. RefSeq lists its product as uncharacterized. The record is from RefSeq and is a predicted model, not a curated record. The transcript has 3 exons. NCBI's taxonomy places the organism in Eukaryota, Fungi, Ascomycota, Dothideomycetes, Pleosporales, Didymellaceae. The coding region runs from base 33 to 362 and encodes 109 amino acids. Gene Ontology annotation, cellular component: membrane.
AUCACCGAUUGAUCUCGUCUCAUUAAACUACCAUGGCAGAACACCCAUCUUUCACGCUCGCUGGCCUUGCAGUUUCGGCCGGCGGAACAGCCGGCUACCUCCGCACACGCUCAACACCAUCUCUCGUUGCAGGUCUUGUGCUCGGUGCCUCUUACGGUUACUCUGGCUACCUGAUCAGAGAGAACAAGGACUACGGCACAGAGCUUGCGCUGGGAAACAGCGUAGUUUUGCUCGGAUCAGCGAUCCCAAGGAUCAUCAAGACGGGGGGACGGGCACCUGUUCCGAUUGCGCUCGGUGCUACGGGGCUGCUCGCGACUUAUUACUACCAGAAGAAGGUGCGAGAGUUCAGGUACGGUGUAUGAGCACUGUAGAGACGAUAUUACUUGUACGAUAGUGUGCGCUACCUUUGUUCGGCCAGCCGCUCUUCCUAUGUUCGUAACCACUGUAUAAAGGCACAAUAAUGAAGCGCAGCUCCUGCCGAC